Heteronotia binoei (common prickly gecko) is the source of this 936-nucleotide messenger RNA. RefSeq names its product olfactory receptor 1L1-like. The transcript has a single exon. Lineage: Eukaryota; Metazoa; Chordata; Lepidosauria; Squamata; Gekkonidae. The coding region runs from base 1 to 936 and encodes 311 amino acids. Gene Ontology annotation, molecular function: olfactory receptor activity; G protein-coupled receptor activity. Gene Ontology annotation, biological process: G protein-coupled receptor signaling pathway. Gene Ontology annotation, cellular component: membrane. The record is from RefSeq and is a predicted model, not a curated record.
AUGAAUCACAAGAACAUCACUCUUGUAUCAGAAUUCUUGCUCCGUGGCUUCUCAUCCAACCCAGAGGUUGAAAAACUUCUCUUCCCAUUUUUCCUCUCCAUGUAUCUCCUCACCCUCCUGGGGAACAUAACGAUAAUCUUGUUGAUCCGCUCUGAUACGCAGCUCCGCCAGACCCCCAUGUACUUCUUCCUCAGCCACCUCGCAGUAGCUGAUUUGGCUUUUGCCAGCACCGUCACCCCCAAGGUACUUGAGAAUAUAAUCUCCCGAAAGAAGACCAUCUCCUACUAUGGCUGCUUGGCCCAGAUGUUUGCAAACAUACAUAUCGGCAAUGCAGAUAGCUACCUUUUGGCUUCCAUGGCCUAUGACCGCUACGUGGCCAUCUGCUGCCCACUGAACUAUUCCACCAUCAUGAGCCACAAACGUUGCCUCCAAUUGGCCACAACAUCCUGGACGAUCACCAUGUUCCACGCCACACUUUAUACCUUUUUGAUGUCCCGCGUUGAAUUCUGCGACCCUGGGGAAAUCCCUCAUUUUUACUGUGACCUUUAUCCGAUUCUGGAUAUCUCUUGCUCUGACAGCAAAGUCAUAGAUCUAGUCUUGCUGACUGAGGGGGUGGUGGAGAUUUUGGGGCCCUUUGUUCUCAUUAUCAUUUCCUAUAUGUUCAUCUUCUACACCAUCAUAAGGAUCCCAUCGGCCACUGGGAAGCGCAAGGCCUUCUCCACAUGCGGAUCCCACAUUUGUGUGGUGGUCAUGUACUUUGGUGGUAUCAGCUUUGUUUAUUUCAAACCAAAUUCUAAUCUUGCAGAACGCCAAGAUACCUGGGCCGCUAUGGUAUAUACCAUGGUCAACCCCAUGGUCAACCCCUUCAUCUACACCCUCAGGAACAGUGAGAUGAAGGCAGCCCUGAAAAGAGUAAUUAAGAAGCAUUUUUGUUAA